Molecule: messenger RNA, 2312 nt
Organism: Salarias fasciatus (jewelled blenny)
Lineage: Eukaryota; Metazoa; Chordata; Actinopteri; Blenniiformes; Blenniidae
Gene: mapkap1
Product: MAPK associated protein 1
Exons: 13
Coding region: 338-1978 (546 amino acids)
Biological process (GO): TORC2 signaling
Cellular component (GO): TORC2 complex; plasma membrane; cytoplasm
Molecular function (GO): phosphatidylinositol-4,5-bisphosphate binding
Source: RefSeq, a predicted model, not a curated record
GGCUCAGAGCUCUGCUGCUCUGUGCCAGUCUCAGUCUCUGUCUGUCUCUCAGGACUUUGUCCUCUAGUUGGAGACACACGGGGACAUCGCCACAGCUGGAAGUAUGCAUGCGUGUCUCCGGCGGGCCUCCGUGUGUGUGCCGGGUCGGACUGUGAAGGUUGGCAGCAGUGAGACAUUAAUCUGAAGGAGAUGGAUAAGGAGACACCUCUCCACCUGUCAGCCACGGCAGAUCCCAGCAUCCCCUGCAGAGACUGAAGGAGCCAGUGGGAUCUUCAGUGUGUGUGAGAAGUGAGGCCUGCGUCGAGCGUCCUCGGUUCGUGACCCCCGCGGCGGAGGAAUGGCGUUCCUGGACAAUCCUGCCAUCAUCCUGGCCCACAUCAGGCAGUCUCACGUGACCAGCGACGACACGGGGAUGUGCGAGAUGGUGCUGAUCGAUCAGGAUGUGGACCUGGAGAAGUGCCAGCUGGCUCUGGUGCCCGGGGGCAGCUGUGGACUCAGCGCCUCGUCCUCCCUGAGCGAGGGCGGCGGUGGCGGCAGUGGCGGCCUCACGGACAAUCACGCCUGCGACCUCUCUCAGUCCAUGGACAUCACGUCCAGCUGGGACUUCGGCAUCCGGCGACGCUCCAACACAGGACUCCAACAGGAUAGCUGUGAGAACCCUGGAGCUGCUGCACAAAGACUUGAGAGACUAAGAAAGGAGCGGCAGAACCAGAUCAAGUGUAAAAACAUCCAGUGGAAGGAGAGGUCGUCCUCCCAGUCAGUGGAGGAUUUAGGCACGCUCUUCGAAAAGCGGGACUUCAAAGACAAGCUGCGGACGACGGGGACCAAGUCCACCUUGUCCCUGCGUCUGGAGCAGUGUCCCCAGCAGCUCAACAACCCCUUCAACGAGUACUCCAAGUUCGAUGGCAAAGGCCACAUCGGCACCACGGCGACCAAGAAGAUCGACGUCUACCUCUCCAUGCAGAUGACUCAGGAGAAAGUUCACCCCAUGACCGUGGUGACCAUCGCAAACGCCCGCGUGCACGACCUGAUCGGACUCAUCUGCUGGCAGUACACCAGCGAGGGCCGGGAGCCCAAACUCAAUGAGAAUGUGAACGCGUACUGUCUCCACAUUGCUGAGGACGACGGCGAGGUGGACACCGACUUCCCCCCGCUGGACUCCAAUGAGCCCAUCCACAAGUUCGGCUUCAGCACCCUGGCCCUGGUGGAGAAGUACUCGUCCCCGGGACUCACGUCCAGACAGUCCCUGUUUGUCCGAAUAAAUGCUGCUCAUGGCUUCUCCCUCAUCCCUGUGGACAGUCUGAAGGUCACCAUGAAAGAAAUCCUCCAGAAAGCACUGAAGAAGAGGAAAGGCUCCCAGAAGGGCUCAGGUCCCAUGUAUCGGCUGGAGAAGCAGACGGAGCCCAACGUGGCGGUGGACCUGGACUCCACGCUGGAGAGCCAGAGCACGCUGGAGUUCUGCCUCGUCCGGGAAAACAGCUCCAGAGGGGAGGAGAGCUCAGAGGAAGACCCCCCCAUCGACAUCACCACGGUGCAGGACAUGCUGAGCAGCCACCACUACAAGUCCUUCAAGAUCAGCAUGAUCCACAAGCUGCGCUUCACCACCGACGUCCAGCUGGGUAUCUCUGGUGAGAAGGUGGAGAUCGACCCCGUCACCAACCAGAAGGCCAGCACCAAGUUCUGGAUCCGGCAGAAGCCCAUCUCCAUCGACUCGGACCACCUGUGUGCCUGUGACCUGGUGGAGGAGCGAAGCCCCAGUCACGCCAUUUUUAAACUCACCUAUCUCAGCAACCAUGACUACAAGCCGCUGUACUUCGAGUCCGAUGCCACCACUGUUAAUGAAAUCGUGCUGAAGGUGAACUACAUCCUGGAGUCUCGGGCCAGCACCUCCAGAGCCGACUACUUCGCUCAGAAGCAAAGGAAACUGAGCCGGAGGACCAGCUUCAGCUUCCAGAAGGACAAGAAGAGUGGCCAGUAGAGCCAAGCGGUGCAGGACCGAACGGAGGGCCCGGUCCUGCAGGACCCCGGGGGUCCGCGUCCCGAACCGCAGCCCCCAUCAGGACCCAGAGACGGUUUUCAUGUACUGUACAGAGACGUUUUGUAUCCAGCGAACGGCGAUAAUGUAGACAUGACGAACACCUCUGCCUUGGAUGGCCCGCACCCCCCACCCCGUCUGAAGCCCAGCAGCCCCCUGCUGCUCUCAUCCGCCGGCAGACGAGUGUGCUCCUUUUUAUUCUGGAGGGUUUGAGAGGAUUCAAGAGGAAUCUGCUCCAUCAGCCUUAAAGAGACAAUAAAGACGAGUGGUCAAAAGA